This is a messenger RNA of Filobasidium floriforme, 390 nucleotides long. Its product is annotated as molybdenum cofactor synthesis protein 2A. Gene Ontology annotation, biological process: Mo-molybdopterin cofactor biosynthetic process. The coding region runs from base 52 to 312 and encodes 86 amino acids. Lineage: Eukaryota; Fungi; Basidiomycota; Tremellomycetes; Filobasidiales; Filobasidiaceae. The record is from RefSeq and is a predicted model, not a curated record. The transcript has 3 exons.
CGAUCUUGCAUACUCGCCCUAUCCCCAGUGCUCAGCUUGACGAGCUCGAAAAUGAAGCCCAUCACGGUCCUCUACUUUGCAUCGAUUCGCACCCAUCUUGGAAUCGAACAAGAAUCCUUUCCAGCACCAUCGACGCUCUCCAAGGUCAAGGCCGAGAUCGUCUCACGUCAUCCCGAUGACAAGACCAAGUCGAUCCUCGAAGGAUGUAUGUGGAGCGUAGGAGACGAGAUGGCAGACGAGGAUGAAGACGGAGACAAGGAGAUCAAGGGUGGAGUAGUCGUAGCCGUCAUUCCGCCGGUCAGUGGAGGUUGAACGAAGCCUAUCCGGGCAGACCCAUGAAGAUGGCUUCUUCAGCAGAAGCAGACACCUAACAAGCUGCGCGUAGAGACA